Molecule: messenger RNA, 284 nt
Organism: Racocetra persica
Lineage: Eukaryota; Fungi; Glomeromycota; Glomeromycetes; Diversisporales; Gigasporaceae
Source: the annotation of a GenBank genome assembly
GAUGCUCUCGGCAUUUUUGCCUUCUCAUUUACGUAGUUUUACUUUAAUUACUAAUCAUAUAGAUAUUAGUGAUGAAUCCUUUGGUAUUCUUCUCCAAUAUUUAUGUGUGAAGUUGGAUUAUUUGGAUUUAAGUCAAUCUAAAAAAAUGAGUUGUCAAGUUCUUGGUGUAUUAUUGGAUAGUGCUAAAGUGAACAAAUAUAGAUUUCCAAGAAAGAUUUUCAUUAGCACUAAUCCUGUUGAUUAUUCGGACAAAAAAGAAAAACUUUGUAAAUUGGAAGAUUUGG